AUGUCUUCCAUGAACAAGUCCAAGGCCGCCCCCGAGCAAGGUAAGUAUGGAUCUCUCCAGGUCAGUGGAGCCCUCUGCCGCCGUUGGCUUGCAGAUCCCGACUACGAGGGAUGCUACAUCAUUACCUCCCCCCAAGACCUCAGUUAUCUACAAUCUAAUCCUCGACUCAGGGCCCAGAUGGAGCCAAAGAUCCACAAUAUCCACGGGGAGCUUCACCAGCAGGUCGUUGAGCUCGGUCUCCCAAACGAGUUCGAUGCACCCGUCGAAAAGGGUAAGUCAGUCUAUCGGAACUACACAAUCCGACACGGCUCUCUCACCUGGGUGGGAACCAUCGGACCGGGUAUCGUUGUCCUUGCUGAGAUCCAGCGCAGUUCGCACCCGAUGUGGAACGCCCCCUACAUCUCACAGAUCACUCAGGCCCUCUACGCCCAGUGCUAUGACCUCGCAGGGCUGAGGCACAUCAUCAUCACGAACAUCCAGGAAGAUGAAACGAGUGCUUUAAUUGAAGACCAUAUCCUUCUCUGGCCAGAUAAGGGACCGUACACUUGGGAAAUCGGAACGCCAGAAUAUGAUGCUUUGCUGGGCACCAGGCUCGGUAAGGUGGCCGCCUACGUCCUUCUGGGCGCUCUUCCCCGCGGCACUCGGCGAAUCAGUCAAAUUACCCUUUGGGGGUGCGAUGCCCCAGGCGCCGAUAUGCGGUUCGAUAUUGAGGCUGUCUAA
Penicillium argentinense is the source of this 720-nucleotide messenger RNA. RefSeq lists its product as uncharacterized. The record is from RefSeq and is a predicted model, not a curated record. The transcript has a single exon. Lineage: Eukaryota; Fungi; Ascomycota; Eurotiomycetes; Eurotiales; Aspergillaceae. The coding region runs from base 1 to 720 and encodes 239 amino acids.